This is a messenger RNA of Penicillium verhagenii, 252 nucleotides long. RefSeq lists its product as uncharacterized. Bases 1 to 252 code for a protein of 83 amino acids. The transcript has a single exon. The record is from RefSeq and is a predicted model, not a curated record. NCBI's taxonomy places the organism in Eukaryota, Fungi, Ascomycota, Eurotiomycetes, Eurotiales, Aspergillaceae.
AUGCAGCGUCAGCUCGUUAUACCACCAAUCAUCAUCAUCUACGUGCUGUGCCAAGCCUAUGGAGACACUGGUCUAGUCUCACCGCUAGAACACCCCCUCCCUUCCAUCCACUUGGGGGCGUCCACUUGCAAACCGAGUAUGCAGAUACCGUCACCGCCAGUCUUCAGCACUGGCCAUCUACUGGUCAUCGAUGGUGCCAACACUGCCAACAACGCGCUGCACGCUGCAAUUUUGGCACACGCCAUGUUUUGA